Coregonus sp. 'balchen' is the source of this 5809-nucleotide messenger RNA. The record is from the annotation of a GenBank genome assembly. Lineage: Eukaryota; Metazoa; Chordata; Actinopteri; Salmoniformes; Salmonidae.
AUGGAGAUGAUUAUUUUUUAUUUCCAUAACCCUUAUGAUAGAGCAGGUCAGCUUUUGUUAUGUUAUGCAUAUGUUACUCACAAAACAACUUUCAUGGCAGCUGAUCACUUAAUAAGCAGCUGAGCAAAGAUAAGUUGAGAGCAUUGUGUGAUGAAUAUAAACUGGCCAUAGUCCAGAAGUAGGUUAUGACACAUUGGACACAUGCCUGGUUGCAUCUAAAGGCACCAUAUUCCCUUUAGAGAGCACUACUUUGGACACAAGCCUGUCUAUGUGAGGGCUAUGAGGUCAGAUCAGAAGGAAUGGCUUAGUAGGAGUUCAGCUCAUAUGAAAUAUACUGUACUGACAAAGACCAGAGAGUGCAGUGCGUGUGUGUGUGUGUGUGUGUGUGUGUGUGUGUGUGUGUGUGUGUGUGUGUGUGUGUGUGUGUGUGUGUGUGUAUGUGUGUGUGUGUGUGUGUGUGUGUGUGUGAGAGAGUGGGUCAGACACCUGUUGGUCUGGGGCCCACUCUCUAUCUGAACGAUGUCAGUAACCUCUUUUAGAAAGCUAUAGAGAGGAGGCAACUUACACACAUGUUUACUCUCUCCCUCUAACAUACACAUGCACACACACCCAACCUUACACAACCUCAGGCAGUCAGUCAGUCAGUCAGUGAGUAGUUGGCCUGAGGCAGAGAAGAGGUGCUUGCUGUUCGUCCUGUGUCCUGGAAUGUAGUUUGUUUUCUAAAUCCCAAUUGGUCACCCUUCUGGCUCUGGGCGGAUCUCAAGCCCCUUUUUCAUGUGAGCCCUGUCUGGAAGUCAACAGUUUGGAACUAUUUGGAAGUCAACAGUUGCCCGUGUUGUUCCUCUUUUUCUCCCGACCCGUUUUCCUCACUCCCAGUUUGUUACUCCUGGGAUAAAAUGGAAGGAGGGAGAGGAGGAAUUGAAGAGAUAGGAGAGGAGGAUGUAUUCUAUUCUAUUCUAGAAUGUUCAAGUCUUGUGGAAGGUAAGGAACCUGAAACUGUAAGAGAAUCUGCAGGGAAUUGGCUGAUUUAAAGUUUAUGUAGCAUUCUGUGUAGAUACAGUAGCUUAGUGAGUUAGAAACAGUUUGAGGGUUAAAAAUAGGCCUGUAAGUACGUCAGCCAUGCUGCAACACUCAACUAGAGAAGGGGUUAGGCUGGCGGGAUAUCUUUCAUUAGCUGUCCCGUGGCAGUGCUUGCUGGUAUGUUCCUAGCUACAUUACACCCAUUCACAGUGCUUAACUGAUCUCAAAUCAAAGUGUAUUGGUCGCGUACACAGAUUUGCAGGUGUUAUAGCAGGUGCAGCGAAUUAAUGUCUCGCAAAUACAAUACAAAUACGCAUAUAAUUUUUAUUUUUUUUAAAUCAAGAAAUAACAAUCUAUGUAGAUAUAUUAGAGUGAGCAUGUGUGAGAAUCCAGAAAAUAAAUAAACUAUGUAUACAAAAGUAUGUUGACACCCCUUCAAAUUAGUGGAUUCGGCUAUUUCAGCCACACCCGUUGCUGACAGGUGUAUAAAAUCGAGCACACAGCAAUGCAAUCUCCAUAGACAAACAUUGGCAGUAGAAUGGCCUUACUGAAGAGCUCAGUGACUUUCAAUGUGGCACUGUCAUAGGAUGCACCUUUCCAACAAGUCAGUUCGUCUCAUUUCUGUCCUGCUAGAGCUGCCCCUGGAGCAGUGUUCUCUGGAGUGAUGAAUCACGCUUCACCAUCUGGCAGUCCGACGGAGCAAUCUGGGUUUGGCGGAUGCCAGGAGAACGCUACCUGCCCAAAUACAUAGUGCCAACUGUAAAGUUUGGUGGAUGAGGAAUAAUGGUCUGGGGCUGUUUUUCAUGGUUCGGGCUAGGCCCAGUAAAGGGAAAUCUUAACGCUACAGCAUACAAUGACGUUCUAGACGAUUCUGUGCUUCCAACUUUGUGGCAACAGUUUGGGGAAGGCCCUUUCCUGUUUCAGCAUGACAAUGCCCUCGUGCACAAAGCGAGGUCCAUACAGAAAUGGUUUGUCGAGAUCGAUGUGGAAGAACUUGACUGGCCUGCACAGAGCCCUGACUUCAACCCCAUCGAACACCUUUGGGAUGAAUUGGAACGCCGACUGCGAGCCAGGCCUAAUCGCCCAACAUCAGUGCCCGACCUCACUAAUGCUCUUGAGGCUGAAUGGAAGCAAGUCCCCAGAUAAAUAUGUGGUGUGUAUAGAUAGACAUUAUAUAAUUUGGAAAAGAAAAUGGUAUGGACAGUAGCAGGUAUAUUAGGACGAGCUGUGUUGAGAGUACAGUAUAUACAUACACAGUGAGUAAACAACAGUAUAUAAACAGAAUAUGAGGUGACCAGCGUUCAAUGACUCUAAAUACAUGGCGCAUUUGUUUCAAGGUUCAGGGCAUAUUACCGGGCAGGUAGCCUGCUAGUGAUGACUAUUCAACAGUCUGAUGGCCUGGAGAUAGAAGCUGUGUUUCAGUCUUGGUCUAGACAGAGUUUACUGUUAGUUGUGUAGGUGGAAAUCUCCAUGUGAAUACGUAUCCUAUGCAUGUUAUCAGUUCACUAUCUUUAUCUGUUCACACUGGGUGACAGUGAUUUACAGACCAAAACACCAUGUGAUAGGAAACACUUCUGUGUGGGAGCAAAGCGGAGUGAACGUCAUGUUAGAGUCACACCCAUGUACUUUCAUUUGGCGAGUGAGGACACAUAAGACAGUAAGAAUGGUAUACGGUUGUUGGACGCUUUUCACGACUGCCACAACUUGGAGAUUGUAGAUAUUAUUGAGCGAGCUGGUAUGAGUAAACUUUUCUCCUGCUUUCCCAACAUUUCAAAACAUAUUGUCUUUUCAAUGCCUGCGUGAUUUGGCCUGAAGUAUCACCCGUCUCAAGACUCUAUGAACAGAUGUACAGAAAAUGAUGGUUUUGCUUGUAUCCCCAUUAAGCUGAUCAAGCACCACUUUACAAUGCUUUCUAAGAAUUUCCUCAUUGAAAAAUGAAGGUAAACUUUUCCACUUAAAGGGGCAAUCUGGGAUUCAAACAACACCUUUUGUUGAUGUACCAAUCCCAGAUUGCUCCUUUAAACUGAAGCAGUGAAAACCAUCUGUUGAAAUGCCCACUUUAUAAUCUCCUCUGCUGUGCUUGACCUAGAAAGAGACAAAUCCUGAGGUAACCUCCCUAGCCAUAGCCAGACCCUUAUUUUUCACCAUUAGCCUUUGAAAGGUACACAUUAUGGCUGUACCUGCCGUCUAGAGAAACAAGCCAACCGAUCAGACCUGCUUUAUUACUCUCUCCUUGUGUUUUCACACUCCACUGCUCCUCUCUUCCUCUCCUCCUCCUUUCCUGUGCUCCACGCCCCAGCCCUACGCAGAACUAACAGCCUGGAAGAGUUGCAGCUUGGGGUAAAAGAGUCUGUGUCAGCACGCGGCCCCAUGGGAUAGCUUUAAGUCUCACCGCAAGCCCCUCACUGUCAGAAUCACACUGGAUGCGUCCCAAAUGGCAUCCUAUAAUAGUGCACUAUAAAAAGUAGUAAAGUAGUAUUCAAAAGUAGUGCACUAGAAAGAGUAUAUAUAGGGUACCAUUUGGGAUGCAGCCACUACCCAGCCUGAGCCAAAAUGUUUCCCCCAUUGAUUUGUAGUGUUUAGGCCCAGUCCCAAGGGACUGAUUGAUUUAUGACAAGAUGAUAGACUGUUCAGAGCUUGAACGGAAGGAAAUGAUUCUCAUUCUCCCUUUAGUAUCUUAAGAUUGAAUAUCAUGUUGAUAUACUGUAUUGGGUAGUUAACAGUACUGUAUAUGUUCAUGUGUUAUAAUGGAGUUGAAUGGAGUUUCGAUAUUUGUUUUUCAUUAGACAUACAGUUUCUGUUUUUCCUGUAAGUUAAUGUUCUAUCAAAGUUGACAGUCGAGAGAAUGAUGUUAUUCCAAGUCAAGAUGGUUGCGGUGAAGAAGUUAUUAAAACAUCCUAAAGUGCUAAUGGAAGGAAUGCCAUUUCCUCCUUAAAACACUGACUUUGACGUUACGAAUGGCUGUAGUCAGCGACUUCUGUUCACUGUGAGGAUGCCAUUUCCCAACCGCCUGUAUAUAUAAACAGAUUCUCGGGAUAACGUUCUCUCUCUCCCAGACAGAUUUUGAACGUUUGCCCAGGCUUUUGAAAGUGAGGAGAGUUUAAAGUGAACAGCUGCUUCAGUUUAAUGUUUUCAUCACUGAUAUUAUUUCUGUCAUAUUCAAUCUGAAGUUUCGAUCUCUGAAAUAAACAAUGUGUGAUGAGGUGGGGGCUGCAUCCUAAAUGUCAUCCUGUUCCCUGUGCCAUUUGGGACACUUAUGGGGCUAGUCUGCAGUACUGACUUGUUAUAAGGAUGCUGCCUAUCCUGGAAAAUAUCAAUAUCCAACUUUAUGAUUUGAUGAUACUUCAUGCAAUGAAGCUUGAAGGUUUUUUCCUUUGGCUAAAUUUAUAGAACAUUCUCUCAGAUAAAUUAUUAUAUAACAUACACUUUUUUAGGAACUAUCAAUCAGUAUAGAACUGAUGCUUUUUUCAGUUGGAGCCUCGGAAAUAGAACUGAGUAUACUAAACAAGAUCACUGCUCUCCCUUGGUUAUGUCAAUACAUGUCCGUUCAGCUUCAUUUUGAAAGGAUCGCCCGAGGGUGAAUCUUCUGCGAAAACACCCCUUAAUAAACUUGUUUUUUUGUCUGUACAGUUAUCCUUAUUCCUUACAGUAAAAAUACCAGAAUCAGUCAAAUAACCUGCACAAUAGAUAAAUGACAGCAGAGAUUACCCUGUGAUGUCACGGGGUCAUUUUAAACUUGAAUAGAGCACAUCAUCCAGUCCAUGGUUUAGAUACAGUAGGUGUGUUCGAUUUAGCUCCAGUAUCUCUGGUAGACCUGGGUUCAAAUACUAUUUCAAAUAUUUCCAAUACUUUUAGCGUUUACUUUAGCCUGCCUGGAGUGACAAAUGGGGUUUGUCGUUUUUAAACUAUUCUAUUGGUUCCAUUGCCCCAGGCAAGCUCAAUCAAGCCCAGAUAAAGCAUUUGACAUGAUUUCAAAUAGUAUUUGAACCCAGGUCUGAUCUGAAGAUGCAUUAUUUUAUGUCUAGACUGCCAUUUCAUAAUAGCCAUAAUGUCUCAAUGGCUACAGUGGGAUCAUGCAGUAGUCUCCUGAUACUGUUUUUUUGCAGGUUGUGUGUACCGGCACCCAUUCCCUUUUCCCUGGUCUCUUUCCCUUUUGGUUUGGAAAAUGUAAUUAUGAUUAUGUAGUAAUUAAGUUAGAGCACGGAGCCUGGAUCUUUCCCAGUCUGGCUGGUCCACUGGUGUUUGUGGUUAGGUCUCUGACUCAGACUAUAGUUUUAUAGUCAUUUGUAUGCCUUCAAAGUUUGUCUAUGCACCUAAGGACACACACACACACACACACUGUGUUUUUAAUGUGUAGUAAAUCCCACUGCCACACCCACCACCUAAAGUCCCUUUUUGUGCAAGGAAUAACCCUGCACACACCAAUGGAAUAGUGAUCCUGUACCUGUAUAUUGACCCACACCCUUUCCCACUCUCUCCAGAGCAAACCAAAAGCAACCUGAAGGUGACCUCCCCUGAGGACUCCGAGCAGCUGAGCAGCAGGCAGGGCCCCCCGAAUGGGACCCCCACCCGGGCUCAGGACCCCAAAGGCAACGGCAGCCGCACCGUCCCCCGCAGGCACACGUUAGGGGGGGCACGCAGCUCACAAGAGAUCCUGGCCAUGCAGCCCUCAGACAUGGACAAGAAGAGGGAAGCCUUCCUGGAGCACCUGAAGCAGAAGUACCCUCACCAUGCCUCGGCCAUCAUGGGCCACCAGGAGAGGCUCAGGGAACAGGUUAGUGACGAACAG